GGAGCGCUCAUCAACCCCGCAAUGAUUGUAGAUCCUUUUCAAAUUCUCGUGGCAGCCAACAAGGCAGUACAUCUACACAAGAUAGGUAAAAUGAAGACCAGAACUCUCUAUGCGGAAGUCAUUUGCAGCCUUUCACCAAACAACAAUAUUUCAGAUGCAUUUAAAAAGUUUGGCGUUUCAGACAGUGACACAGCAGUGCUCAUUGUUCUAGUUGUGGACAGUGGCAAAACUGUUAAUUUGGAAGAUAUAGCAUCUCAGGUGGAAGGCCAGCAGGUGCCUCUGGAUGAACUCCCCCAGCUAACUGACACUGCCAAAGUUAAAAAGAUGUACAAAAUUACUCCUCAGGAGGAAAAAAUCGGGACCUUGUUGGACAGUGUUGUUUGCAGAAUGUCUACAAAAGAUGUUUUAUGAAAUGUGGAAAUAAAUUAUUUUUUU
Molecule: messenger RNA, 435 nt
Organism: Acanthisitta chloris (rifleman)
Lineage: Eukaryota; Metazoa; Chordata; Aves; Passeriformes; Acanthisittidae
Gene: TPRKB
Product: TP53RK binding protein
Exons: 4
Biological process (GO): tRNA threonylcarbamoyladenosine modification; telomere maintenance via recombination
Cellular component (GO): cytosol; EKC/KEOPS complex; nucleus
Source: RefSeq, a predicted model, not a curated record